Anarrhichthys ocellatus (wolf-eel) is the source of this 19725-nucleotide messenger RNA. RefSeq names its product signal-induced proliferation-associated 1 like 1 (gene sipa1l1). NCBI's taxonomy places the organism in Eukaryota, Metazoa, Chordata, Actinopteri, Perciformes, Anarhichadidae. Gene Ontology annotation, molecular function: protein binding; GTPase activator activity. Gene Ontology annotation, cellular component: cytoplasm. The record is from RefSeq and is a predicted model, not a curated record. Gene Ontology annotation, biological process: regulation of small GTPase mediated signal transduction. The transcript has 25 exons. Bases 10433 to 16003 code for a protein of 1856 amino acids.
UGGAGAGGGGGGUGGUGUGGGGGGGUUUAGUGUGAACGAGGCCUGCGGGGGUGGUGCUGCUGCGUUUCAUAACAUCAGAUGGACCCAGCUGUGUUGUGGUGUUCAGCCCAUGGGUGAAGUGGUGCCAGCCCAGCCGACUGAUGCGUCCACCUGCGCUCGUCCAGCGUGGGUCCAGGAUGAGGGUCCAGGUCAACGAAUAGGUUGACCCCCCCCCCCCGAAGCGACUGAUCACAUGCAGUCGGUAUGGAUCAGAGGCACCGACAUCCCCUCUGUGUUGCCAUGGCAGCACGGUUGUUGUGUUGACAGAAACCUUGGAGCGUAACGAUAAUGCACGGCUCUAACGACGGUAAUUAGAAGCCUUUUUUUAUUUAUUUUCCCCCCUUUUUUUUUUUUUCUUUCUUUUUGACAUCUAAAGCUAUCUUAUCCCUUUACAGCCACUCUUCAGUGGAGCAAUGCACCCUUUCAUCGUGUGUUGUAGACAACAGCAGCUUACACUAGUUAGCGCAAUCUUCUCCCCUUUGUGUUGGCAAUGUGUUACACGGUGAUUGUGGACAGGAACCUCUUGUGAAGACUCCGUUGCCGUUCAUUUCCCCAGGAGGCUGGUGCGUUUCAUUCGGCAGACUCUGCCUGCAUCAUAUAAACCUUGAAAAACAGAAUAAUACGCUGCAGGUGUCUCUUCCAGGAAGGGGCUCGUCACCCUACACGCUCUAUUUAAAAAGCCGGUAUCGGAGUCACUAUCAUUAAAAGCUCAUCAUGCUGCUCUCUCAGACCUCUGUAAUUAAAGGAAGAGGCGUCCGCGCUUUAGCUUGGACUCUGUGUCUCUGAUACGACAUUAGAGCGAGACUCACAGACACGCUUGUAUUUACCGUUUAAUAAAUACAAGUGUGUUUAGUUAGUUUUGAACAGACACUGAAACUCAAGCUCCCUGACACACAUUAGUCAUUAAGGCGCUAUAACCACUGAAAGAAAAGCAGCACGGUCAGCUGUGAUCUAUUUGUGUUGUAUAGCCAAAGGAAAAGUCCAAAUCAAUAGGGUCAACUCUUGAUGUUUGGGCAUGUUCAGUGAAAAGCUUUGAGUUUAAUACAUCUAUUUCUGCUGUGCCUGUUGAUGAAACUGUAAUAGGGGAGAGGUGAAGAUCUUCAAAGUUGCCAGUUGAUUAUCACAUUUCUGUUAUGCCGAUGGCAACACAACUCACUGGAAUUUAAAGAAAAGCACCAUUUCUUUGAAGGUAAAAUGGGACCACACACAGUCAGGCCUCGAGUGAUUGAUGGAUGGAUGAAACUGUGUUAGCGCCGCCUGAAAACACCCGACAGGAACUUCUGCUUGUUUUCCCCCCGAUCAGGCCUCUCUGGACCUCAACCAUUUUUGGCCCCAUUUGACCGGACCUGAUUGGAGCAUGCUGGAGCGUUUUGCCUCUGUGUAUAUCUGCAGCCAAAGCAGUUCCUGCAGCUCUGUUUCAGCCCUCAAAUGAGUGGGAUAAAUUGAGGAGGUGGGCCACAGAGGGGAGACCGGGCGAGAGAGUGAGAUGGCCACACAAAUUAGAGAGAGAUGCAUGGAUAUCAAAGGGACCGGGUAGAGACAAAAAAAAAGAGGGUAAAUGCAGUAGAGGCAGUAGAAGAUCCAUCCCCCGCACUUAAUUGUUUUGUUUUGCCAGGAAAAGCCCCAGAUGCCUGUAGUCAAGCAACGGCUUGACCCUUCCUUAGGCUGCGAGCUGUGGGGCUGAGGGCACCGCACAGAAAGCUUAGCAGUAAGCCUUUUAUUCCAAGGCCUUUUCUCUGCUUUGCCCCUUUGGGAGGUGCAGAGCCUCACAUCUGUCAAAUUGUCACAGGGCUUUGCUGUCCGCAGCCCCUGUCCUCCUUCCAUCCCUUAAAAACCAGCGAUUACCCAGGAACCCCUGCACACUGUUUCUCACGGCCAUUAAACAUGCACUUGUCAAUCGGGCCUGGCUCGUCAUUUGACCGAUGGCCUCGCAGCCGGUUUAGACCUAAUCAAUACAAGUGCAGAUUUUCUACCUCAUUGCUCUCCAACCAUAGGCCUCUAAGAGACAUGUACGCAUAGUUAAAUCAUGCACAGAUUCUUUUACCUUUUUUUAAUUAGCUGCCAACAGUUUUGUUGGAAUAUAAUCAAACCAAAAACAAGUACACGGGGGUCUCUUAAGCUGGUUUGGGAUCACUGGUGUUUAGUCUCAUGGUGCAUGCAUGGUCCAGCAAACGACACAGUAUCUAAAAAGACAUCUGAAUAUUUGCCAAAAUUGAUGUGAGACAUGGUUAUGAAGACUCACUAAAAGAACCACCUUUAAGUGCACAAGGAAAGAUUUAGACUGUCGGCACAAUAAAGAGAAGAGCGGGAACAGAGCGCUCGCCUAACUGUUAAGUACCGGGCUUGUGUCUUCAGAUGUCAGGAUUAAAAGUCUUGGCGUAUGCACACUUGCCUCUCGCUCUCUUAUUUACCUCCAUGUCAGAGCUGUCAUUUUCCUAUGUGUUGUUUAGGAGCGGUUCUUCCUCACUAAGCGUAUAUAUGUGGUCUGGAAGUUGGCACACGUCUCUGACCAUCAUGGCCUCCUGACUUUAUGUCCUGUGAAAUAACACACUUGAAGUUAAUAACACUGCAUUUGAUUGAGAAUCGUACAAUAUGAAUCAGAUCAUAUUGUUAAGAAACACACAAUUAGAUACAAGGGCUGUCCACCAGUUUCAUCUGUUAUUAUAUAGACACAAAUAAACAAAGCAUCUGGUUCUUCUUGACGAAAUACGAGAUUGUUAUGAAAUAUAUAUCAUGGACCAGUAAGCAACAUUAAUGUAGGCACACACACACACACACACGCAUGCAUAGCUGCAAACUUGUCACCUUUUUGGUAGAUAGAUCUUGAAGUCUUUGUCAAAUUUGUCUGGACCACACUUUCAAAUUCAAACAGACACAUCCGACUCAUUGGGAAAAAAACACCUGUAUUAAUAUCACACCACAACAAUAAUCUAUACGGUGAUUUGCACAGUGCAUUUAAGACAUUUUUAGGUGACCACAAUGUUACAAUUAACUUUAAUGAACUGAAAACUUUCCAUUUCAGUUUUCUCUCCAUAGUAGUGCCCGUGUACUUGUACUCCUCUACACUUUUAAUAAUGGUGUCAUUCAUGAUCACGGGGGACAGAGAGGAGUGUCUGCCAAAGUCAAUGAUCGGUUCUUUUGUCUUCUUUAUGUUUAAAAUCAAUGAGUGAUCUGAACACCGGCUGUACACGUGAUUGAUCUCAGCUCUGUAGCUGAUCUCAUCGCCACUUAAAAGGCCUAUUAGAGCUCCGUCAUCUGCAGAUUUAAUCGUUGUACAACGGUUAACAAUAUGAGAAGCAGAGGCGGUGCUGAUGGCUGUCCUCCAUGGACGUGGACACACUGUUGCCUCUCGGUGAUGGAGUUAUACAUCCAUCCUAUGCGGGUAUGAUUUACAUCCAUGCUACUCAGCUCCACUGGCGAUAGAUCUUUCCCGGACAGUAUUAAAGGCAGAUGAGAAAUGUGCAAACAGUAUGUGCACAUGAGAUGAUGGGGUCUCCAGGAGUCUGUGAACUUGAUUCAGAACAGUCACUGUUGCAUCCUGCACACUUCAGAUUUAACGCAAGAUAAAAGAAUUUGCUCAAAACAUCUCAGUCUUAAAUCAUUUAAUUCAGAGGCGUUUGUCUUUUUUAGGGUAGGUAGGUUAUUUUAGACACUUUCCAUAUGUCCAUAGAAGUAUUUACAAGAUGCUUCAAAGAGUUCAGCGAAUAUAUAGCUUAACUGCUCACAGCACUUUUGUAUAGUAUCCCCAUCCGUUUCAUCAGGACCGAUGGAUUUCCAAGUAUUUAUCGGCACUUCCUCCAACGUUACGAAUAUUAGUGAGCCACCCUCUCUCCAGUUCCCCUCGGGCUCGAAUUGGGAGGAUCUAUGAGUCCCAUUACUUGAAAAGGGCAAUUUAGAUCAUUACUCUGCUAUUUGGUCCACUGUGAGUUCAUGCCAUCUAUCGUGUAUUCCACGCCAUGCCCUCAUGCAUUGUUGCCUUUGAGUAGCAGCUCUACUUCAUUCAUUCUUCGUUAUUUAUUUUAAAUGGCAGUUCUUUUCCAAUUGUAUGAUUUAUGUCUAUACGUAUAUACCGCCCAGUCCGUACAUUCAAAGCAACCUUGUAAAGUCAAUACGCUCUCCUCAUCUCAUACACGUUCACUGAUUUGAGUUUUUCAGUUUUUGGAGAUAUUUCUCAAAGUGCCAGGCGAAAUGUAGCGGGGCGCAACAAGAGGCACGAGUCUUUACGGUGACUCGGCUUGGCCAUGGCAACCCUUACCACUGCUGCUGUUUAUUGUGUGAACGCUAGGAGAGAGAAGAACCUCAAGAGAACGGCGUGUUGUUGUUGUGGGCUGGUGUUUUAUGAGCUUUGUGGCUGGGGGAUACGGUAGCUGUGAUUCAUAGCUUUCAUUACGGAGGUUCUAGCCCACCGUUGGUUCCCAAUAGACGCCACACAGACCUACACAUCCACUCGAGGUAACUGCCAAGGCUUGUACUUUGCCAGAUUGUGGCGAGACAGAGGUGCAGAGCGGUUUAAACUGUCCAAGGAGCCGCUUUGACCACAAGGACCUUUCUCGGCUACCUGAAUCUUUGAUAUGUGUGCUCACUGUGGAGUGUAGAAGAGGGGGAAGUGGAGAGAGUGGAAAGCUUUUUCCAGUUGAACUUGUGAACUCAAGUCGGGACUAUCUUUUUAUAUUUCCCUCUGUAGCACUCUUCUUGGCCCUUAACCCCUCUUUUUUUUUUCUCAGAUUUAGCUCGUUUUUAUGGAUAACUUUCUAUUCUUCCUCUCAUUACCUCACCUUCUCUCCCUCCCCCCCUCUCUAUCUCUCCCUCCCCGUCCUUUGCUUGUGGACUUUCAGUUCUGCUGUGAUUUACAGUCGUAGCAGAGGAUCUGCUACUUUGGUCAUGCUUUUUUUCCUUGCCACAUAUUGUCAAUUUCCCUCUGUGCACAGAUGAUUCCCAGGCUUCUUCAGACACACACAAACUUUCUCCUUUUUUCUUUUCUUUGCCUUCCUUUUCUUCUUUUUUCCUCUGUUCCUAAUCCUAGUUUGUCUUUUUUUUGGCUGGAUGGCAGUGAUACUUGGCUUAGAAAGCACUUAAACUCCUCAAUACUCUUGAUUGACAUAAGCUCUCUCAAUAGGCUCUCGGUGUGUUGACUUGUGGAAAAUUGCACAUAAUUACACGAUGCAUAGACACAAGUAAGCAGUCGUAACCACACUCUUCUAAUCACUAUCACCCCGCUGAUAGUAGAUCUGAAGCUUCUGUGGUCGACGGGUGAACUCCUCCUGGCAAAUUCAAGAGCUUCACGAAUAGUUUGGCCCGUCAGAGCUCGCUGGCCCUCAGUGCGAGCGAAUACUUACGCCAGGUUCCUCUGAAUAGCAGCAGCGAGCCUAAUCCAGGCUCCACUCUGAAGAAGGUUUAACCGACAAAUAGAUUUGAUACAGCGGCUCCGCCAGCCCGGAUCCCUGUUUUUCUGAAGGGCUGACGAGUGUGGGAGAGGAAAACUGAAGCUUACGUCCCCACGACUGAGGAAUGUGAAACGCAGGGCAGCUGAGACUCGAUGGAGAGCUGUGGCCAGAACAAUCAAGACAGGUUUAGGACGGGCAUGUAGUGAGGAUAGGUGGCAAAGGAACAAAGCUGCUUAAGCUGGCUCGCGGUGGCUUCAAAAUGGAAUCCACGGAGAAAUUUGAGUUCCUGCUAGUUCUAGCGCUCCCAAACACCUGCAUGGGGCUUCAUAGAGGAUGCUUCCUCAGUCUGCAUCAGACGCACAUACUUUCAUUAGUCACCACGAUUAGACCAAGUCAGGAAAAAGGUUGUCACUGUGAGGAAGAUUAUUCCCAGUCUCUCGUGUCAGCCAUCUUUUGUUCCUCAGAGCCCCUUCGGAGGAUUACUUUGAAGAGACUGGUGCGGUGAAAUGAUGGCACACCCAAGGCCAGCCUAACAAGCAUAUAGUAGGACCCUAAAGGGCAAAGUAUCAGCCAAACAAGAUUUGUGCUAAAAUCUCUUGUUUUGUUAUUGUUUUUAAAAUGGUUAAAGUUGAAGUGGGAUCAAAUCCCUUCAGAUUAUUCGGUGUUUCCAGUGUGGUUCUCAAUAAGGACCAUCAGUAGCUGACUGGGAAGAGAACUCGCUCCUGAAAUCAUCUCCUGCGUUCUCGUGCGUCCUGCCAAACAUCUGGACGUUGUCUCUUUUACGACCUGCAACUCGAGCCGAUGCUCCAUCUGAACUCAGUGUACCACUGACAGCAUGAUUUGUAUUGUCAAGCUGUCUCCUUAAAAAAAUGUGUUGCCAAAGUACACGUUCUUCUUAAUCACUGUGUUUUAUUUGGUCAUAUUUGGUAUUGUUUUAUGGCUAAUGGAUGGAACAUGCUUCAAAUCUACAGUGAGAAUACAUAACGGGAAGGAAAUGAACAGUUGGUCUUGUAAACUUUACAUUCAUGGAAUGUUUUGCAGAUUGAACUUGACUCUACUUGGCGGACAUAGUCUCUAAAUCCAAGGUAAGAUGUAGCCGAGAGGCCAGCAUAUGUUCGAUAAUGUCUUAUCACAACUUCUUGAGGAGGCCUCGCGAUUCCAAAGACUUCCAGAUCGAUCUAACUUUUGAUAUUUCCGAAUUUCAAAGUUGCAGUAAGAUGGCCUAUGCCUCACUCCAUGUGCUGGUGUAAACGCAUGCGGAGAAGCUCGUGGCUUUGGCCCGAAGACAUGAACUCUCCUGCCAGCCCACACAAUGGCUUCACCAGCUCUGACCUGCUCUGACCGUCUCUUUUUUUCUUCCUUUCUCCUCCGCUCUCUAAAACCUGCUUCUCCUCCUCAUUUCUGAGCCUUCGUCUGUCCGCCCUUCCCGGAAACUAUUUUGAUGUCUCCCAACUAGCCGUCACAGUAUCGGUCAUAGUGCUCUGCAGUCCUGUACUUCCCCGGACAAGCUUAAAUGAAUUAUGGGUCUUAAGUCCAUUGUAUUUUUUUACAAUAAAUACCUGCAUACAAUUAGUCAUGUUUUAAUACAUCAUUUAGAUUAAGUUGAAUUUGCUUCACCGUGUUUUCUAGCCUGCUCAGCAGCCAUCUCUUAUCAGAAGCUCACACACAGUAUUUUGGAUUUUCUCCUGAUCUCUGAAACAAAGCCGUCCAAAACCGGUGUUUUUGGUUUCACAUCGUGUGAACCAACAGACUGAGGCCUCGCUUUGUAAAUGUGUUGUAACAGGACUCACAAUCAUUAACUAGCAACACCAACAGAGCGUGACUAAUGGACAAGUUCCCAUGAGCGCGUGGCCUUGGGAAGACAAUGGAAGUUAGGACUUGCAGCAGUAGUCACCACCGAGGAUACAAAAGCUUUUCCACUUAUUUACUGUAGUGUAUGUCUCGUCCCAGUCUGUAUGCUCGUUACAAAUUGCGUAUUUUCUUAUUAUUUCCUAAGACAGACUCCAGAUUUCUAAUCCAGGAAACCUAAAACGUAGUUCUGUAACGGGGUUAAAGCCGGCUGCACUAGCCCAAGAUAACAUCCACAGAUCUGUCGAGCAGGGGAAGAUGAAUAGAGAGAGUGUGUGAUACAGCGUGAUGGGAUGCCAGACAGGUUUAGCAUAAAGUUGACUCAUGCUUGGGUUAUGCGUGUCCUUUCAUCAACUAAGCAACGGUGCAUCGUGGUAGAAAGUGUGUGUGGGUGUGUACCGAGCAACUGUGUCCAUGUGUUGCAGUUUGCAUAGAGGAGAAAGUCUCCCCCACAUGGACAUGGGUGGACCAUUAGCAAGCCUCAUUAGGCUGAAUGCCAGCAUGCAGAAACAGACUACGGAACGGUCCAAAGGUCCAGGUUAGCAGUCUGUGCUAAUAGCUCGGCACAUAAAGGGAUGCUGAUGAAGCUGACUGUUUACUCAGAGGAGUACAUUUGUUUAAGUUUGGAGGAAAGGAUUGGAAUAUAAUAGUAUGUUUGUUGUUUAUUAUUAUGAUAAGAAGUUAGGAAAUAGAUGACUUUUACUGAAUGUGUACACAUCAGUGUUUCCCAUUAACUACCGAGGCUAUGGCGGUCCACCAAAGCUAACAGAUCUAGCCUCUUAAUUUUGCUCUCAAAGUGCACCAGAUUGAUGAAUUUAAUUAAAAACAUGUACAAGAUCUUCUUCUUUUUCAUGACCCUGGAUCCCUGUAAAGGCUGUUUAUCUAAUGAUGGAGAAAACUGCUAUCCUCCAGCGAGCUGAUCACGAGAUGAGACGUGUCAGUGUUGGUCUCAUUAAGCUUUCAGCUGAUGACAGUAAGUGGUUUAUCGCAUGUUCACUUCACUUUCCACCUCUGCUAAAUACGCUCCCUAAUCACUACCAGGUGUUAAAUACAUGUGGUAAUGACACAGCAGACUAGCAAACCCUGUUUUCUGUGGGAGGAAACUCAACUGUGAUCUAAUCUCAGUUAUGAGACAAUGAAGACAAUAUGCUGCACAUUAUCUUGGAUAUCAGAUCUUCUUUCAGGUUACAAGAGACGUCUGUGUUUACUUUACAAUUCCUUUAAACACAACACGUUAUUCCAGUUUAUGUGACAACUUCUGAGCCAGGUAAUGUUUCUAUAUAUGAAUUUGUCUUGGGCCAGCGCUGGUUCAGUUAAGCUCACAUCAAGUCAAGCCCAUACAGAUUGUGUUUGUCAGAUCUGAACCAUAAGUCGGGGCUGACAUGAUAAUCACUGGAUCGGUGAUAUCUGGUGGGAAGCGGAACGUUUAAAGUUGGUUGUCAUGAGUUCAAAUCACGAAAUCAAAUGAAUUCACGAGACCACACACAUGGAACUUAUAUUAAGUCUGCAGAGUCGGCGGCGGCUGCUUCCUCCUCAGCUCUCCAGGAAGUCCAGCCAACCUCCACAGAGAGGAAUUGAAAUAUGUGUAUGUUGGCGUGUGUGUAAACUGUCAGAUUACUUGUCGAGCUGUGAAUACACUGCACUCUUGUUAACCUUUGUCACCUAUUAUGCAUGUUUACUGAUUCUUCCUUUGCACUCAACACAAGCUGGCUAUGAGCAUCAUAAAUACAGACCACCUCUGUAUCUACUCUUAUGAACGACUUUUAUCAGACUGCGAGAAUGAAGGCUUGUGACUCGUUAUAGUCACGAUGAUUUUUAUGGUCUUGUUAGUGUGAUGGUCCUUAAACUUGGAUCACCUCUACCAUUGUGAGGUACUCCAUUAAAUGAAUGUUUCCCCAGAGGCUUCUAAAGCUGAUUUCAACUAGCUGAAAGCAGGAGAGCCCCUUCAGCCAUUCCUACACUUUGUGAUGGACUUAUUUGCAGGCUAUCGUUAACACAUGCACACUUUUUUUCCCGGGUCACAGUAUCAGAAUUUGCAUUCGAAAAGGAAAACUCUUGUUGUGUUCUCUGUCUCCUUUUAAAAAAAAAUAAAAAAUCAGGACUGUUGUGAGCAGGUCUUUGUCCUCGGUGUGAUUUGAGCUUUUUGUAUAAGGGUAUCGGAUAAAAACUAAUCCCUCAAGAAGGAGAUAUCAGGUUUGCUCUUGAUGAAAGUGAGAAUAUGUUUUGCUGUGCAGAAAGAUGAAAUUACAGUUGAUUACAAAAUUACUUUUCAAAUUCCGUUUAAUCCAGAACAUACUCAUUAGUUGGCUUUCUAAGUUUGCCUCUCCUUAUUUCUCACAGCCCCGUUGAUCCAGAUGCUGAAGGUCCUGGUUAUAAACUGUUGAGUUUAUAAGCUUAAGAUGAUGGGAUGAUAUGAAUGAAAGAUUGACGAGGAGAGUGUGACUCCUGUUGUUCACCCGACAUGACCAGCUUGAGAGAAGAUGCGUCACUCAGUUGGGAGUUGUGGGAACUACAAAAACAUUCGGUCCACUGACAUGAACUGCCGCAGGAGUCGUUUGUCAUUUUAAAGCGGGAGAGAGACGGUCGGUGAGGGCUACAAAUCAGAAGCUGCCACCUGAAUGUUUUGUUCACUGAAGAGGAGAGAUAUUAAUAUCUGUUAGCGUUGAUGCCCCGGUGCGUAGCGGGCAUGCAUGAGGCUGUUUUUAAAAUAUUCUUAAUUUAAAAAAACAGAUCUGUCUCUCUUUUCAGGGUCACCCCGGCAGCCGUCAGACCGUCUCAUCUGGAGUCCACUGGCCUGGACGAGAUACUGGGAUCCUCGGGUCUUUGUGUUUACAAGAGAUCCAGACAUCCACAGGCAAAGAAGAGCAGCUUUUUCUUUGUUGUUGUUUUCAAGGCAAGUUGCUGAGUUGGUCCCAUUCAGACUGAAUCUAGUCCUCUUGCAGCGCGGUUGCGAUGCAGACUGCUUUUUAGAGGCCAGCUGUAAAAGUUCACCGUCAACACAUUUCUUUUGAUCAAGCUCCGGAAAGCACCAAAUGUAUCCGUGAGACUCUCUCGUUACUUCACUCAGUGGGCAUUAUGUUGACCCUAAUCUAAAUCCAUCAGCAACUCAUCCCUACCUUUCCCUCCCAUCUCCCCUCCCCACACCCUUUCCCAUCUCCACCAUGACCAGUCUGAAGCGUUCUCAGACAGAGCGCUCGGUCGGGGGCUCAGUGCCGGCUUCUGAUGAGUUCUAUACCCGCCGCCUGCGACUGCCCAAUGGAGGGGCACCGCCGCCACGCAGCGAGAGCGCCCACAUCUCCUCUUCAACCACCACCGGCACCAACCCUGGCGUCCCCAAGAUGGGGGUUCGGGCUCGUGUGGCUGAUUGGCCCCCGAGGAAGGAUGGAGGAGGGGGAGGAGGGGGUGUUUGGCAUAUUACUGUGGAAACGGACUCGCCCAGCUCCACCAACACCACCAGCUCUUCAGGAUCAGGAAGUGGUGAUAGAGAAAGACUUGUUGGAGGGGGACCAGGUGGAGGAGGAGGAGGAGGAGGAGGAGGAAGUGGCAGUAGUGGUAGUGGUGGCAGUGGCAGUGGAGGAGGAUCGGUGUCAGCCGUCACAGCCCACAGCAAUCUGUCAGCCAAGCUGGGCCACCUGAUAAGCCCUCAGGACUCAUCCAUGCUGCGCAACAUCCACAACACACUAAAGAACAAGAUGCACAGCAAGGGGAAGGACAACCGCUUUCUGUCACCAGAUGGCUAUCUGGGCUCACCUCGCAAAGGCAUGAAGCGCAUCCGCCAGCGCAGUAACAGUGAUAUAACAAUCAGCGAGCUGGAUGUGGACGGCAAUGAGGGCUGGUCCUUCUCCGGGUGGACGCCCAUGCACCGCGAGUAUGGCAGCACUUCAUCCAUAGAUAAACAUGGCGUUUCAGGAGAGAGCUUCUUUGACAUGCUAAAAGGAUACCAGUCCUUCGAGGCCCCAGAUCAGCGAAGCCCAGCUCCAGAGAAGCUAACAGAGCUACUUACCGUGGCCCCAACAAAACAGGCUGCACUGGACCUGCCAGACGGAGCUUUAGGUCCAGCCAGAGGAAGUCCUGCCAGUCGGCUGAAGGAACGAGAGAAGCACUUGAAGAGGAGGUCAAAGUCUGAGACGGGCGGAGAAUCGAUAUUCCGUAAGCUGCGCAGCGUGAAGGUGGAGGGCGACACAUCGAGAGCCGGCUCGGAUGCUGAAGACGGGGGGAAAGGGGAUGACAGUGGCCCACCUCCCAAACCCUGGGCGUGUCAAAAAGGCUUUGCCCAUUUUGACAUCCAGUCUCUGCUCUUUGACCUCAAUGAGGUGAUCCAUAGUCGGCAAUCUGGGUCUAAACGCAAGAACACCACUACCGGCGCCUCGGCCGCUGCUGCCGCCUCUGCUUCGGCCACGUCCUCCCUCGCCUCCAAUCAGAGUGGAGUGUACGGGUCGCCCUGUGGCUCACAAGAGGAGCUGAGCAAGGAGGGGAUGGGAGGAGGACACGGUACCAACCCUGCCCUGGACCCUGGUGAUGACAAGAGCAACGACCUGGUGCUCAGCUGCCCUUGUUUCAGGAAUGAGAUUGGUGGAGAGGGUGAGAGGAACAUCUCUUCUGCUAAACAGCCGGGCAGCAUAGGAAGUGGUGGGAGCUCGAGCAAUUCUUCAGGCAGUACAGAGGAAGGACCUUUGGAUGCCACUCUCACUACUCAUUUUACCAACGCUGGUGUGGCAGUGCUGGAGGUCGCCAAGGACGGGGCGAGCCAACAUGCUGACAGGUCCAAACGUUACAUUGUGGAACAUGUUGACCUCGGCACCUAUUACUACCGAAAGUACUUCUACCUCAGAGAACACUGGAACUAUCUGGGGGUAGAUGAGAACCUGGGCCCAGUAGCAGUGAGUCUCAGGCGGGAGAAAUUGGAUGAACACAAGGAGCAUGGCCAGCAGUAUAACUACAGGGUCAUCUUCAGAACGAGUGAGCUGAAUACCCUGAGGGGCUCCAUCCUGGAAGAUGCAGUACCUUCCACAUCCAAGCACGGUCUAGCUCGAGGCCUGCCCCUCAAAGAGGUGCUGGAGCACCUGGUGCCUGAGCUCAACGUCCACUGCCUGCGCCUGGCACUCAACACACCAAAGGUCACCGAGCAGCUAAUGAAGCUGGAUGAGCAGGGGUUGAGUUUCCAGAGGAAAGUGGGGGUGAUGUACUGCAUGGCAGGCCAGAGCAGCGAGGAGGAGAUGUACAACAAUGACUCAGCUGGUCCUGCACUGGAGGAGUUCCUCCAUCUGCUGGGGGAGAGGGUUCGACUCAAAGGCUUCACCAAGUACCGGGCCCAGCUGGACGCCAAGACUGACUCGACGGGCACCCACUCCAUGUACACCAACUACAAGGACUAUGAGAUCAUGUUCCACGUGUCUACCAUGCUGCCGUACACACCCAACAAUAAGCAACAGUUACUGCGGAAGCGUCAUAUCGGGAAUGAUAUCGUCACGAUCGUGUUCCAGGAACCCGGGGCCCUCCCCUUCACCCCCAAAAACAUCCGCUCACACUUCCAGCACGUCUUUGUGGUUGUGCGUGCUCACAACCCGUGUUCAGAAAACGGCUCCUACAGUGUGGCUGUCACUCGUUCCAAAGACGUGCCCUCUUUCGGCCCUCCUAUCCCAGAAGGCGUGACUUUUCCCAAUUCCUCUGUGUUCCGGGACUUCCUGCUGGCCAAGGUCAUCAACGCAGAAAACGCCGCGCACAAGUCUCAAAAGUUCCGCGCCAUGGCCACCCGCACGCGCCAGGAGUACCUGCGCGACCUGGCCGAGCGCCACACCACCAGCACACCCAUCGACCCCUCCGGAAAGUUCCCGUUCAUCUCACUGGCCCACAAGAAAAAGGAGAAGAGCCGGCCGUAUGGGGGGGCGGAGGUGCGCAGCCUCGGGGCGGUGACGUGGAUGGUCCACGUUAAGGAUCACGGGACCGGAGUGGAGCUGGAGGCCCUACUGGCCGUCUCCAAUGACUUCCUCAUCCUGUUGGACCAGGAAGCCAAGGCCGUGGUGUUUAACUGUGCCAGUAAGGACGUUAUUGGCUGGACGCUGGGCAGCCCCGCCUCUUUGCGGAUCUUCUACGAGCGGGGAGAAAGUGCGUCUCUGAGGAGCAUCGGUAAUAACACGGAGGAUUUCAAAGAGGUGGUCAAACGUCUAGAGUUCCUGACUAAGGGCUGCGAGACAUCAGAGAUGACGCUUCGUCGAAAUGGCCUGGGGCAGCUGGGCUUCCACGUGAACUACGAAGGCAUCGUGGCCGAGGUGGAGCCAUACGGUUACGCCUGGCAGGCAGGACUGCGACAGGGAAGCCGAUUGGUAGAAAUCUGCAAAGUCGCUGUGGCAACGCUGACCCACGAGCAGAUGAUCGACCUCCUGCGGACCUCGGUGACGGUGCGCGUCGUUAUCAUUCCGCCACACGAUGAUGCCACUCCACGCAGAGGCUGUUCAGAGCUCUAUCGGAUGCCUGUGUCAGAAUACAAGGGCAGCAGCAGCAGCGAUAGCGGCUCCUUCGAAUACAAGUUUCCGUUCCGCAGUAACAACAACAAGUGGCAGAGGACGUCCAGCAGCCCUCAGCAGUCACUCACUGCCUCGCCGCAGCCCCACCAGCCCAACCGGGCCAUCAGCCUGGGGAGCUCAGUGGGGAAGACCCUGUCAGCUGAGAGGCUGGAGAGGGGCGCAGUCAUCCCACGCAGCGUCAGCAGCGAUGGCCGUCCCCUGGAUACCAAGAGGAUGUCUCCGGGCAGUGAGAGCUACAGCCUGGCCUCCUCGCUGGUGUUGGGUCGCUCCCCUCACAAUCGCAGCUCUCCCAGCAACCUCUCUUGCUCCAGUGACGCCUCCGGAAGCUCCGCUCACUGGAGACAGAAGUCCAUGCCUGAGCAGUUUGUCGGCAGCCGCCACUCUCCGAUGUCUACAGAGAGACGGGAGGGGGCUGGAGAGGGCGGUUCCAGUGGGAAGUCCACUCCCAAUUGGUCGAGAAUGGAGGAAGGGGGCGGGGCCGAACGAGGGUCAACAGAAGCCCCAGCAUCCAAGUCUGGUCCAGGCUACUCUGGAGGUCCCCGCAUCCAAAGACAGGAGCAGGUCAUCCACCUGUCCCCGAAGAAGAGCAGCCAGUCAGACAGCCCUUAUUCUGGGCACUCCAGCAGUAACACUCUAUCCAGCACAGCCUCCAGCGGGGGCCACAGCGACAGCGAUAAAUGGUACGAAAUGGGAGCGGGUGGAGUCUCCAGCGGUGACCAGGGUGAGCCGGAGCCCAAUGGCCUGGGCGGAGGAGGCUACCUCCAGGGGGCGUCUGCCGACAGCGGCAUAGACACCAGCUCGUACGGAGCCUCUCACCACACACACCCCCACUCUCAUCAUGGCAGCACCACCUCCCUGCUGGCCCCGAGCGGAGGCAGAGAGAACAGGGAGAGCAGGGAGAGCAGGGAGCGGUCAGCGUCUCCAUGGCACAGCCCCACCGAGGGAGGCCGCCGGAUGCUGGAGAGGUCGCCGGCAGCAGCCGAGUCCCCGGGCCCUCCGGUGGAAAGGAGUGUGGAGGGGACGGGCAGAAGCCCGCCUACUCAUCUCCUUGUUAGAGACAGCAGCACCUUCAGUCUGAGUGAUGCUGGCUCACACUCCAGUGUCAGGCAUUCAGGCCACAGCUCCCCAAGAGAGGAGUCCUCCUCCUCCUCUUCAACCACGUCCCCUUCAUCCCAGUCCUCAUCAUCCCCUGGGCCGAAGAGCUUCUACCCCCGCCAAGGAGCUCAGUCCAAGUACCUGAUUGGCUGGAGGAAACCCGGUUCCACCAUCAAUUCCGUCGACUUCGGAGACACACGCAAGAAGUCUCCGGGAGAGGGUGGAGUGGAGGUUGCUCCAACCCCAGCAGCCAGGCCCUCUCUUCGGGACAUGCACUCGCCCCAGCCUCAUGCCAAAUCUACGAUGGAGGAAGAUGUGAAGAGACACUCUGCCCCAGACAGCCCUCCACCACCACGCAGACAUAAGGAAAAGCACGGCCAGAAAUCACCACCAAGCCAGCCUCUCGGCCGCCGUCACUCACUCCAUCGUACCCUAUCGGAUGAGAGCAUCUAUCGUGGCCAACGACUUCCUACUUUGUGCAGCUCAGUAACGGAACCGACACUCAGCGCAGAUGUUCUCUUCAGCUGCUCCACCCUCCCACGCUCACCCACCACCCGCGGUGUUCCGCUCAGACGGCCUUCCUAUAAGCUGGGAGUCAAACUCCACGGCGACCUUUCGGCAUCUGACACAUCAUUGGUGGAUUUGGUGGAGCGUCAUCGUGGACCUCUCCCUAAGGAGCUGAUGCCCCUCCCGUCUCAAGACAGAGACAGCCCCCUAGAGUGGACACACCUGGUGGAUGUGGCCAAUACCUUUGAGGGUGAAAGAAACACACACUACGUCCAGAGGAGUUACGUGUUCGGAGAUUCAAACCACAGAAGCAGCGGUGCCUCCAGUCCCCAACAGCCACACAUAGAGCUGCAGCCCGCUCCGCUGUCCCGGCCCUCGUCUAGUGAGGGUCACAUAGGGCUGGAGAGGAAGGUCACCAAGCUGGAGGCCAUGGUGAAGAUGCUGCAGGAGGACCUGAAGAAGGAGCGCGAUGAGAAGGGGAGACUUCAGGGUCAGAUCAAGAGGCUGUGGGACGACAACCAGAGACUGCAGGAGGAGUCGCAGAUCUCUGCCGCCAAGCUCAAGAAGUUCACCGAGUGGGUCUUCAACACCAUCGACAUGAACUGACUCCGACCCGCACAUUUCAACUCGCGCACGCACGCACACACAUGCAUACAUCAGCACGAACAGUCUGGACGGGAGAGGCAGAAGGGGGGAAGAAACUGUGCACAAGAGAAGUGGAGACUUGUUGGUCCCAAAUCAGCCUGAUGCCGCUAAGCCCUCCGACCAUCUUCCAUUGGGUUCAAACAUCAGCGGGUUAAUAUUAUCGACCAGCCGCAGUCCCCACAGACCCCUCUGUUUGCCUUUCUCAGGAUGAGACUCCAGAAAAAUGGGUGUUGUUUCUCACAUUAUGAAAGACUCGCCACAUUGCUGAAUUGAUCUUUCGCUCAUCUCGCUGUGCCAAAAUCGUUUUUGCAAAAUUGCCAAACAAAGAGGAAGCUCUUCCCCUCCGUUCUCUUUUUGAAGAAGUCGACUUCGCAAAAUGUCUCUCCCCCCCCCCCGCCAUGCCUUCUCAGUGGAUGCGCUUCUCUAAAGUCCAUAUCUGGCCUUUCCCCUCUUUGUUCCUUUUUCCUAACUUUGCCCAGCUUCUCUGAAAGGUGACUUGAGUCUUUAGUGCCAAACCCAACCCGCUACAGCAGAGGGUAGCAGACAGCCACGUGACUUCAGAGAAGACGUCUCUGAAGUGCCACGCAAAGUCUGACAGGAAUGCGACAGAUCUGCCAGCCCAGCCGCUUGGAGCUCGCCGUAACACGAACAAAAGGUACAAUGAAUCUAAAGCCUCAACACCACCGGACACCGGAGACGUUUUCAUUUCCUUUCACAUGUGAAUGGAGUGUAAAGAGUUUUAGUGUUUCAUGUCCUCGAAGCUUCUGACCCCUGAAGGGUCAUUGUGGCUGUUCACAGCCACCGACAUGGAAGCAGGUUGACACGUGUCUGAACGGGAGGGAAACAUGGAUUUGUACAGUGUUUUCUUUUUUUCUUCCUCUCCUCUGUGUCACUCAUAUCUGGAUUACAGCAUCCUGUUUGUCUCUACAGCACAAACCAACACCUGGCAGAGGAGUAUAUUUAUAAGCCAUCGGCAUGUGGUGCCGUUAAACAUGACUGAUAUCCAGAGUGCUUUGGUCCAUCCCCAACUGUAUGUGUCUUAAAAAAGCAAUAGGAAGAAGUCAGGACUCCUGUCUCUCUCAAAACAAAAACAGGGAGAGUUUGCUCUCGGGAAGAUAUUUGAUGUGGGAAAAGCUGUUUUAAAGGUGACGCCUCAAAGACAAUGUCUCUAUCUUCCAUUAAAGCAGUGAAUGUCGCGCUUUGAGGAAAAAAAGGAAAGAGAGGACUCCACUCACCAUCCCACUGUCUGGAAUACAGAGAGCCAGCUGAAAAGCAAUGACAGAGACAUUUUUGGGAGGGAAAAAGUUUUUUUCAGGUUAAUUUAUUUCCUUGUAUUAUAAUUCCAAUAAAUAAGUUGUUCUAUUCGUACAGUACAACUGACAUCAGUGUUUAGUUCCUCAAGGAAAUGGUCACUUGCGAUAUUAUUUAAAUGUCUUUCUUUCUUAAUUCUGGCUAAAGCCGAAAUAUAUGCUUUUACUUCUGUAUUCUGUUGUAUUUCGUAGUGCCCAAGCCUGCUGUCGUGUUGCUUACAGUGCCCUCUAGUGAUGACCAGUGGAAAUGUCAUGAUUAUUAAAUGUGCUGCCAGUCACUCUGUAAAUUCCCCACGCGCCUCUUCAACAAUCAGACAUCAACCGGGGGGGGGGGGGCACGCGACCUCAAACAGGAAGAACAACCAGAAGCCAGCUUUGAGGGACAAUCAAAGGUGGAUGUUUGAUAAUGGGAGCAGACCGUAGGUGUAUGUGGGUGUGUUUUACAUUUUUAACAUGUCUAGUUUUCCUCAGGUUCAGUACGUGUUGGGGAAAGUGAGGAUCUUUAGAGAAAGUAAAAAUGACUUCUAUGAUUAGAUUAAAAACGGCCCGAUAAGAAGGAGCGGCAGUACCUUCCUUUGGCAGUGUGUGUUGUCGUCGUGUGAAUGUUCAUCGGUCUAUUCAGCCGUGCCUACAGUCACUUAUUUUGGUCAUUUACUCCCAGGCAGAGCAGGGACGUGCCUUUGAAACAGCACCUGGGGAACAGAUGAAAGGGAAAGGCUCUUCUUCUUCUUCAUCCUGAGAAAUAGACACACAUGGUAACACACAUACACACGUACCUUGCACACACACACAUUAGUUUUAAAUACCCUCAUACUCACAGCUGUAGACUUGAUAAAAGUUUGUACGGGGAGGCGUCAGCCUUUCUCUUGUUCGUAUGAAUAUUUUGACUGAACACAGCCAGGCUGGCCGGCCUCCAGACGCAGGGACGAGAGUGUGUGACGUGUGCCGAAAUGCGUCGGUGUGUGUGCCUUUGCAUUCAGUUGCAUGCAGUAUAUCUUUCAGGGCCCCUGUAAUAAAAGUGUAUUGGAAAAAAAUGUUAACCCCCCCCCAAAUCCCAAAACUACUUACAACCCAAGCAGGAGCCCACACAGCUAUGUCCUCAGCCAAGUGUCUGUGUCGGGGUUAUUUUCAGGUCGCUAACUUGAGCAUGCACGUUGAAACUGUUGUUCACGCGCUGUACUGGUGUAAGCCUUAAUUCCUUCCCCCUGCGAUGAAAACACGCUCCCAGUUUUUGAAUCUCCUGAAGUUAAUUUGCAUCUUGAAUCGAUGCAAUUACAACCCUGCAGCAUAAAGCACAAAGUGGCACCCGGUCUGAAUGUAAAGAGAAUAUAUAAACGGGCUAAAGGUAUGAUGUUUGCUAUAACUGACAUUCAGCUCUGCAGCUUUGCAGGGAGAUGAGUGAACUCUUCACAAAGACGAUGUGAACGGUUCUGUUUUAAGAAUCUCUUGGAUUAUAACACCACCAGUGGACAGUCAAGUGCUUAAAUGUUUUGCUUGAUGAUAUGAUUUGGUUGUUUUAACACAUUGGCCAGUUGUGAAAAGCAGUCUAGUAGUCAUCCAAUAAUGUGAAAUCCUCAAAAUACACAGAAAAUAAGAAUUGUGUCGGCAGAAAUGUUCCCAAAAUCCAGGUUUUGACUGUAAAUUGUUUUGAGCACUGGUUUCCUUGCCAGAACUACAGUAUGUCGAUGCUUAAAUAAUUACUAAUAUGUAAUGUUUCGUAUUUUAUUGUACAUGGAAAGUGCUCUAGUUUUUUGUAUUCCAAAUAUGAAGUAUGGCCAAAUGACAAACUGUGCAGUGCAGAUGUUUUGCUCGCAUCUUUAAAAGUGUGCAUCAAGUUGGAUGUUGGAUACAGCUGUCCACCUUAUUCAAAGACACACACACACACACACACACACACACCAGUUACUUCAGUGUGAAUGUUGCGUUAUUUUACAGUUCGUUUUGUUUCUUUCUUCAGUUCAGAUGUUCAAGUGUUCCAUUUUGUAAUAUCUUUUAUUUUUAAGAACCUUUGCACAAUGUUUUAUAUAAAAUGCUUGUGUCGACAGGUUUUGGAUAAGACGGGUGAAUUGAUCCAUUCCUGUGCUAUCUUGUCUUGAUGUCACUCUGUAGUUUUCCUGCCAAUGCAGUUCCUGCCAAACAGAGGAAGGUGCUCGACUUUAUUCACCCCCCCAAGCAUCACUGAACAGACAAGAGCAGGCUGCUUGUUGUUUGUUCUGUACAGGAUGCUGGUUUUCAGUCAAGCGCAACUUGCGAGGUUAGUGGUUGCAGCCGGGGAGGACGGUUUCACGAAGCUCAGAGUCCCGGCUUACAUCGGGAUCAGCUCUGACCGGAGAUUAAGCACACUAUUUCAAGAGGACCAUACGUUUUACAGAG